CGAAUAAGCUUUAGCUGCCCCCAACAGACCUAAGACAUCUAAAUACAUAAGAAAAGCGUCCCUUUUAGUCCUGCAGAUUUGUUUCCAAGAAGCACUGUAACCAAAGGUCAUCAAUGGCGACAAUAGCAUCCCUCGCCUUAGUAGCAGGCCCAACAAAGUUUGCCUGUAUUUCCCCCAAAUCCAUGACCAUGAGCGCCCAAAUCACUCCCCCCAUUACCUUCUGUCAUCGCCAUAGCCGAAACGCUAUAUUCACCUCCAUUUCCCCUUCCCAUCGACGAUUCCCCUCAAUUCAAAAACCCAUCUCCUCCUCCCUCCCCAACCCUACCUCUCCUCCCCUCUUCCCCAAAAUCCGUUCCCUCAAAUCCCGCCUCACCGCCGGAGAAACUCUCUAUGGCCUCUUCCUCCUCAGUUCUUCCCCUACCCUCGCUGAAAUUGCCGGCCUGGCCGGUUACGACUACGUAGUGAUCGACAUGGAGCACGGACCUGGAGGCAUCUCCGAUGCCCUCUCCUCUCUCCGAGCCCUCGCCGGCACCGGCACUGCAGCAGUCAUCCGCCUCCCUGAAACCUCUGCAACCUGGACGAAAAAAGCCCUAGAUCUCGGUCCACAGGGCGUCAUGUUCCCGAUGAUCGAAGAUGCCCGAGCUGCCGAGCUUGCCGUUUCCUUCUGCCGCUUUCCCCCACGCGGCGUCCGCGGUUCUGCUCAUCCCCUCAUCCGUGCCUCAGCAUACGGAAUCAACGACAAUUACCUCAAUUGCUGCGAAGACGAUCUGUUGAUUAUGUGCCAGAUUGAGAGUGUGGCGGCGGCGAACAAUAUCGAGGCGAUCGCGGGUGUUGAUGGAGUUGAUUGCUUGCAGAUGGGGCCGUUGGAUCUGAGCGCUAGCAUGGGGUAUUUGUGGGAUCCAGGAAACAGCAAAGUCAGGGUGAUGCUGCGGGAGGUGGAGAGGAGAGUGUUAGGAUUGAGGAAGGAUGGUGAAGAGAUGGCUUCGACGCCGUAUCUGGCGGGAUUUGCGAUGCCGUUUGAUCCGCCGGAGGAUAUGAAGUUGAGGGGAUAUCAUAUGGUGGCUGGGGCGGCGGACGUGGGAAUGUUUAGGAAGGCAGCGGUGGAGGAUGUCAUGAGGUUCCGGUUAGCGGCGACGGAGAUGGGAGAGAAGGACGGUGAUGCCUGAUUAAGGUGCUGACUGGCAAAAAAAACAUGAUCUUAAAACUAUUUGGCAGGUUCUGUUAAAUCUCAAUCCAGUUCGUGCGCCAAGGUUUAUCCUACAUCCAAGUUAAAUUCAGGACUAAAUUCAUUUCAUUUCAAGAUAGGUCCUAUUGUCACGUGCAAAUAUAUAUAAAUUUGAUAGUAUUGUGGUGUUAUUGUGAUGAUUUUUAUCAUAACAUCAUCAAUUUGCAUGUGAAAAUUUCACACGUAAUAUCCGUUCGGUGAUGAUUAAGCGUUUGUAGUGGAGCGAGUGAGUUUGAUUUUGAAUUGGCUUCAAGUGAUGCAAAAAUUUAGAGAACCAACAAGUUUCUUUUAUUGAUUUGGACUGCUUUCUUUUGUGUGUUUGUA
Messenger RNA from Phalaenopsis equestris, 1549 nucleotides. Its product is annotated as 2-keto-3-deoxy-L-rhamnonate aldolase. The record is from RefSeq and is a predicted model, not a curated record. Gene Ontology annotation, cellular component: cytoplasm. Gene Ontology annotation, molecular function: aldehyde-lyase activity. The transcript has a single exon. Lineage: Eukaryota; Viridiplantae; Streptophyta; Magnoliopsida; Asparagales; Orchidaceae. The coding region runs from base 114 to 1166 and encodes 350 amino acids.